This is a messenger RNA of Fimicolochytrium jonesii, 561 nucleotides long. RefSeq names its product transcription factor e(y)2-domain-containing protein. The record is from RefSeq and is a predicted model, not a curated record. Gene Ontology annotation, cellular component: nuclear pore; SAGA complex; DUBm complex. Gene Ontology annotation, biological process: positive regulation of DNA-templated transcription; regulation of transcription by RNA polymerase II; poly(A)+ mRNA export from nucleus. Bases 1 to 561 code for a protein of 186 amino acids. The transcript is spliced from 4 exons. Gene Ontology annotation, molecular function: chromatin binding; transcription coactivator activity. Lineage: Eukaryota; Fungi; Chytridiomycota; Chytridiomycetes; Spizellomycetales; Powellomycetaceae.
AUGUCCCUCCCACACAACAUCCACUUCGUCCCGUCCGCCUCCAAACCCACCCGACCCGCAAAAGUCGUCCCCCCCGCCUACAAUUUCGCCCAAAAGACCAGCGAACUCAGCAGUAAUUCAAGUGACAAUGCAGCCAACGCCAAUGACGAAGACGACCGGGAUACCCACAACAACGAACCCGAUAACCCCAUCACCAGCAUCUUAGAUGACACCCCGGUUGAGCCGGAUGAAUAUGUUGACACGUGGUUGGAUGAGGAUAACCCGAUCUAUGAUACGGUUAUUGAGCGGACGUUGGCGAGGAGUGGGGCAAAGGAUAUGCUGACUGAAUACUUUCGGCAACGGUUGAUUGAUUGUGGGUGGCGGGAUCAACUCAGAGCGUAUGCUGCAGAAAUCGUGCGAAAGAAGCCAUUGGACGACCCAUUGGACAUAGACGAGAUCAUACAAGAAGUCACGCCCAAAGGCAGAUCAUUAGUCCCCGCAACAGUCAAAGCAGACCUGAUGUUAAGAAUACAGCAGAUCAUCCAGGAUUACGACCGGACGCACCCAAAGCGGCCGAGGUAG